Molecule: messenger RNA, 1310 nt
Organism: Juglans regia (Persian walnut)
Lineage: Eukaryota; Viridiplantae; Streptophyta; Magnoliopsida; Fagales; Juglandaceae
Exons: 1
Coding region: 160-1167 (335 amino acids)
Source: RefSeq, a predicted model, not a curated record
UUUGCCUCUCUCUCCCUCAGGCACUCCUUUCUUUUAAAAACCAUCCAAACACACUCAAUUACAAUAACCAAAAGCCACUUGCAGAUGCAGUAAUUCAUCAAGCAGAAGAUCUUAUAAAAGAGAGAAAAGAAAAGGAUAGAAGAGAUUUAAGCAAGUGCCAUGAAUGGAAGAGAAGCCAAUAAAGCAGCUCCUUCGGCUGAUCUGCUAGUAUGUUUUCCUUCUCGAGCCCACCUAACACUAAUGCCCAAGCCCAUAUGCAGCCCAGCAAGACCUUCCGAGACGAACAAGCGCCACCACAGCCACAGGCACCAUCGCGGCGGCCAACUGAUGAAGAGAACGAGCACCAGAGGUGGCGUCCAGGACAGCCCUCUGCUAUGGUCCAAAACCAAGCCAAUGGGCUCGGAGAUCUCGGAACCGACGUCCCCGAAAGUCACGUGCGCCGGGCAGAUCAAGGUCAGGUCCAAAACCAGUUCAUGCAAUAGCUGGCAAUCAGUCAUGGAAGAAGUUGAAAAAAUUCAUGUCAACGGAAAACAUAAAAAGAGACCCAGUUGGGUUGAAGCUAAGAAAGAUAUAAUGCAAUUCUUGUCGUGUUUACGAAGCAUAAGAUUUGAUUGUCGGUGCUUUGGGACAUUUCGUAAGUCAGAUAUAACUACUGAGGAUGAAGACGGCGAAGAAGAUGGAGAAUAUCGGGAAAAUCAAGUGGGCUUUGAGGGGAGUACUGAUGGCAAUGAGGCUUCAAGAACUGCCUUCUCCAAAUGGUUUGUGGUUCUACAGGAAAACCAGAAUAACAUGUUGUGCAAAGAAGAUGAUGAAAGAGAGAUAGAGAGACCAUCUGAUGAUCAUGAAUGUAAUAUUGCUGCUCCUCCACCAAAUGCUUUGUUGCUUAUGCGCUGUAGAUCUGCUCCUGCAAAAGGUUGGUUGGAAGAGAAAGAAGAAGAAGAGAGGCAUGAGGAAGACGAAGACGAAAAAGGUACAGGAAAAGGAGAGAGAAAAGCAAAGAGUUUAAAGUGUUCAAUGGAGGGAGAGAAGAGAACGAAAAAAGAGAACAUGGUUGUGAUGAAAUACGACACUGAUUUCUGCAAAAUCUCGUCUGAUGUAGCAAAGGAGACAUGGAUUGCCGGUGGAAUGAGAGAUCCAAUUUCAAGAAGUCGAAGUUGGAAAAGAUGAUCAUGAUCUUGGUGCAUGACUUCACCUGUUAUGUUUUAAAUUUAAAUUUUCCCAAUUAUAUUUUAACCUUUUUUUCCUAUUCAAUAAUAAGUUUUCUUUAUAUAUUUUUUCCUAUUUUCCGGCCCCCAUCUUAUGUGGGAAAA